UUUUUCUCUCUUUUUGCAAUCUUUGCAUUUCCUGAACAAGAUUUAUGGGUGUGUGUGAAGAAAGCCUUGCAUAGCUAUAUAAUGCAGUAUUGACUAGUAAUUGAAUUACACAAAUUGUUUCAGAAAACGUGCCUGUCUGGGUGAAUAAUAUAAUCUUUAACUGUAAACAUGAUGCAAGUUGAAACUUCAAGUUCACGGACCAACAAUAUAAUGAGGAUGGAAGUUGACGCUACUAGUUCACGGGCCAACAAUCUUUUGAUGAUGGACGUCAAUCCUGGAAGUUCCCGAUUACAUGAGAAGAGGCCCUUAGAAAUUUCAGAGCCUGAAAAUGAAGCAAGGAAGCAUCCAGAAAACAAUGGCAGUAACACGACGACUUUUAUAAACCAUGGAAUGAUUGCUUGGAAUGAGGGCAGAAGAAAAUGGGUCGGAGAUAAAUCUCCGAGAUCACGAAGAGCAAGAACUCCCGAAGAUCCAGUCAUAAGCUGGUCAACAACUUACGAGGAUCUGCUUUCAAACAAUGACCGUUUUCCUGAGCCAAUCCCUUUACCGGAAAUGGUAGACUUCUUGGUGGAUAUAUGGCUUGAUGAGGGCCUGUAUGAUUAGAUCAUCAGUCAGAACGCAUUGUUCCAGUAGAAGAAUUGUACUCAUCAGAAUGUGUAUAGCAUUGCAGCUCACAAAUUUAGUCGAUGUUCAGUUUUAUAACCCAAUGAGCUGAUUAUUGAUUGAAUAAACUUAAAUGAGUGUCAGUUUCUUUGAUCUUUUGAUGAUUUUUAUAUCUUGGUAAAUUGUAAGUUUUUAGCUAGCAUAAAUAUGGGUUUUCUAGUUUCUAGAGCUUACAAAGAACCAACAAGUAGGUUUGUAACACGGUUACACGUCUUUAUAGUAAACUUUUGCUGAUCUUUUGUUUA
Erigeron canadensis is the source of this 908-nucleotide messenger RNA. RefSeq lists its product as uncharacterized. The record is from RefSeq and is a predicted model, not a curated record. The transcript has 5 exons. The coding region runs from base 169 to 603 and encodes 144 amino acids. NCBI's taxonomy places the organism in Eukaryota, Viridiplantae, Streptophyta, Magnoliopsida, Asterales, Asteraceae.